AUGCAUCUCGGCGUCUCCAUUCCCGCCCUUCUCGCGAUCGAUGUCUGCGCCCAAGGGAUCAACGACCUCGUCGCCGACUAUGGCCAUGGCGCGAAGGGUCAGAUAGAGCGCAACUAUAAGAUCGACUGGAAGAACCCGCCAAAGACGAGAUUCCACGCUCUACAAAGCAGCAUUUGCGACUGGAUGGGGGGUGGCAUCAUUGUGCAAACGCUUAUGAGGCAGACACGCGGUUCCUGGCUCAAAUUGACCCGCAACAUCCAGAUGCCGGAAAUCACCGUGUAUGUCAAAGCACACAACGAAACGAGCCAAAACAACUGGGGCCGAAGCACCGCGUCACUCUCGCUGUCGACGUGGACCACAGUCACAGACACGGUCACCGAGGGCUGGACGGUUGGCGGGACCCUGUCUCCCUCCAACCACCUGUCAAUCUCCUCGUCCUACUCCAAGCAUUACUCUUCCGGCACCUCUGUCACCGACAUCGAGACCCAGGACGUGCCCUGCCCGCCGCUCAGCCAAUGCACAGUCCAGACCUGGACGUAUCACAUCAAGGUUUCCGGAAUGUGCGAGCGUAUUCCCUUUUUCCAAUACCCCAUUUUCUUCUGGUGGAGUUGGGAUCCAUGUGACAUGAAGGCGCGGAGACUGUGUUCGGCGGCUCGCUACUUUAUCGAGAAAACCUGCCGUGUUUACGAGGUCCUCGGUCCGCGCUCUGGGGAUUGGACAAUCGCUAGCCAUAGAGCUGAGCCCUGUCAGCUGCGGUUCCCCAUCUUCGACCAGGCGGGCAAGCCCUUUACCGAGACCCAUAUUUUCACGACAUCGUUGAGCGAGACCCCGAGGGCCUACGAAAAGCACCCCGAUGGGUGGUGCUGGCUCGACUCGGGCGACUUGUACAGGGACGACUACGACCUGUACUGGAACAACGAAAAGAGCGCGUGGACGAAGAAGCCCUGGGCCACGAAGCCAGACGUCGCCGGGUUCCAGCCUUGCCGCAAGGCGCUGGAGCCCAGCUCCGACGGCGGCGACGGGACCGGCAGAGACAAGGCGCCCAAAGUGGCCGGCAAGGAUGGCAACGGAUACUGCUAUCUGAACGAUUCUCAUUAUUAUGCGAGCACGGGCAAGUACUGGACCAAGCAACGUGGGUGGUAUCGCGACGCGGAUGCUCCCAAGCCAAACAGCUCUCUAUUCGAGCCCUGUCCCGGAGACGAGGCGGCAGCAAGCUCCGGAAGUGAGGCCCACGAGGCAGUUUCCGAAGGCGAGGCCCCCGUGAUGACCUCAUCACAGGUGCCCAAGGUGAUAGGCAAGGAUCGAUACGGGUACUGCUACUUGAACCGUUCCCACUAUUUUGCAGGGAGAGGAAGCUACUGGACCAAGUCUCGCGGGUGGUAUCUCGACACGAAGGCGCCCGAGCCUGAUACUUCGGGUUUCAAGUCCUGCGUGCCCCGGAGGCUCGGACGGCGGCCUCCGAGGCCGGGACGCAAGGGGCGGCCCCUGCCGAUGCGCAACGGGACCCUCGGCAUCUCACCUCGUCAGUCACGGCCAAGGCCUCGGGGCCGAGAUCCACGACGAAGCACGUAG
Molecule: messenger RNA, 1572 nt
Organism: Hirsutella rhossiliensis
Lineage: Eukaryota; Fungi; Ascomycota; Sordariomycetes; Hypocreales; Ophiocordycipitaceae
Exons: 1
Coding region: 1-1572 (523 amino acids)
Source: RefSeq, a predicted model, not a curated record